AUGUUUGCUUCAAAAGCCUUCCUACUCUUAUUCUGCACAAAAUACGCUGAAACUGCUCAGAGGCUGACAUGCAAAAAUGAGUUGGCUAAAGGGUGUUUGGAUGGCAAUAAAUGUCCAUUUUUAACGCAGACUUGCAUAACAACGGCGUUGGGAUCAGUUUGUUGUGAAAAUGACCAGAUUGUGCAUGCUGCUAGGACGGCAAGACAGACUCCAUGCGUCGAUCAAGUGUAUCCAGGAACCGGUGUGUCGGACUGUCCCGCUAGAGCACAGCUCUGCACCAAUCCCACUUAUCAGACCUUGAUGGCGCAGAUGUGCCCACAAACUUGCGGUUUAUGCCCUGACGAAUGUGCUGACGAAGUGAACCCAGGGACAGGAGUGUCAGAUUGUCCGGCUAGAAAAGCACUUUGCAGCAAUCCUACGUACGAAGCUUUGAUGAAAAAACUCUGCCCAAAGACGUGCGGAUACUGUCCCACUAAUGUUCCAUUUGGCAAUCCUGAUCCUACAACUCCACCACCCGACCCACCAACAGUUGCUCCACAGACUCCUCCUUCAACUCUACCACCUAACCCACCAACAGUUGCUCCAUUCAUAUACCCUCCAUUCCCUUUUAUUUUCAUACCGACUCCCAUACCAAUAUCUGGGCUUAAUCCUUUGCCUAUUGUCCCCGUCGCUCCAAUGUAUCCGCUGAUGUAUUCGCCAGCAAGAAAGCAAGUCAACAAAACACUCUAG
Molecule: messenger RNA, 729 nt
Organism: Cylicocyclus nassatus
Lineage: Eukaryota; Metazoa; Nematoda; Chromadorea; Rhabditida; Strongylidae
Source: the annotation of a GenBank genome assembly